UGACGUUGCACGCUUCAUUUACGCUUUUGUCCAGGCGCUGCAGCAUUAGCUUGCCUUAGCAGAUGCCUCAUCUAGUACACCAGUCAUAUAGAAGAAUACAGUAAUCCAUGUGUGUGAUGGUCAGGUGAAAUUGAUACCUAGAUAUUACAACAUGGCCCUUUCAAUGGAAACCCAGCUCCAGAGCAUCUUUGAAGAUGUGGUGAAAACGGAGAUGAUCGAAGAGGCCUUUGCUGGCAUGUUUAUGGACACUCCAGAAGAUGAGAGGACUAAAUUGAUCAGCUGUCUUGGAGCCUUUAGGCAGUACUGGGGGACGUUGCCACAGGAGUCUCAUGACCAGUGUGUUCAGUGGAUUGUGCGGUUUACUCACAGCCAACACAGCCCCAAGCGUAUCUCCUUCCUGUACGACUGUCUGGCCAUGGCUGUGGAGACCAGCUUACUACCACCCCGGAUGGUGUGUGUAGCACUGAUCAGCUCAGACAGCUUGGAGUGGGAGAGGAGCCAGCUGUGGGCUCUUACCUUCAAACUCAUCCGCAAGAUCAUCGGCGGGGUGGACUACAAGGGUGUCCGUGACCUAUUGAAAGCUGUGCUGGACAAGAUUCAGAGCAUUCCCACCACAGUCAGCUCAGCGGUGGUCCAGCAACUACUAGUCGCCAGAGAGGUGGUAGAGUAUAUCCUGGACAGAAAUGCCUGCCUCCUUCCUGCCUAUUUUGCCAUCACAGAGAUCAGAAAACUCUAUCCUGAGGGACAGCUGUCACACUGGCUCCUGGGAAGUCUUAUAUCAGACUUUGUCGACAGUUUCCGACCUACGUCCAGAAUCAACUCCAUCUGUGGCAGGUGUAGCCUGUUGCCUGUGGUGAAUAACAGCGGUGCCAUCUGUAACUCCUGGAAAUUAGACCCCAACACACUGCGUUUUCCCCUAAGGGGCAUGCUGCCUUAUGACAAGGACCUGUUUGAGCCCCAGACAGGCCUGUUGCGGUACGUGCUGGAGCAGCCGUACUCUAGAGAAAUGGUGUGCAACAUGCUCGGACUCAACAAGCAGACUCUGAACAUUGCCCAGCACAAGCAGCGCUGCCCGGUGCUGGAGGAGCAGCUGGUGGACCUGGUGGUGUACGCCAUGGAGCGCUCGGAGACGGAGGAGCACUUUGACGCCGACGUGGGCGGCACCAGCCAGCUGCUGUGGCAGCACCUGUCCUCCCAGCUCAUCUUCUUCGUGCUCUUCCAGUUCGCCAGCUUCCCCCAUAUGGUGCUGUCCCUGCACCAGAAGCUUGCGGGCAGAGGUCUGAUCAAGGGCAGGGACCACCUGAUGUGGGUGCUGCUGCAGUUCAUCUCCGGGAGCAUCCAGAAGAAUGCCCUGGCCGACUUCCUGCCCGUCAUGAAGCUCUUUGACCUGCUGUACCCCGAGAAAGAAUGUAUUCCCGUCCCGGACAUUAACAAGCCCCAGUCCACUCACUCCUUCGCCAUGACGUGCAUCUGGAUCCACCUGAACCGCAAGGCCCAGAACGACAACUCCAAGCUGCAGAUACCCAUACCCCACUCGCUGAAACUACACCACGAGUUCCUGCAGCAGUCGCUCCGCAACAAGUCCCUGGGCAUGUUGGACUACAAGAUCGCCCUGCUGUGCAACGCCUACAGCACCAACUCGGAGUGCUUCACGCUGCCCAUGGGCGUGCUGGUGGAGACCAUCUACGGCAACGGAUCCAUGCGCAUCAACCUGCCCGGCACCAACUGCACCGCCUCGGGCUCCGUGUCCCCCCUGCCCAUGAACCUGCUGGACUCCCUGACCGUGCACGCCAAGAUGAGUCUGAUCCACAGCAUUGCCACUCGUGUGAUCAAGCUGGCCCACGCCAAGUCCAGCAUCGCCCUGGCCCCGGCCCUGGUGGAGACCUACAGCAGGCUGCUGGUCUACAUGGAGAUAGAGUCUCUGGGCAUCAAGGGUUUCAUAAGCCAGCUGCUGCCCAACGUGUUCAAGUCCCACGCGUGGGGCAUCCUGCACACGCUGCUGGAGAUGUUCAGCUACCGGAUGCACCACAUCCAGCCCCACUACCGCGUCCAGCUGCUGAGCCACCUGCACAGCCUGGCUGCCGUGCCCCAGACCAACCAGAACCAGCUGCACCUCUGUGUUGAGAGCACAGCACUGCGGUUGAUCACGGCACUGGGCAGCUCUGAGGUGCAGCCCCAGUUCACGCGCUUCCUCAACGACCCCAAGACGGUCCUGUCGGCAGAGUCAGAGGAGCUGAACCGAGCUCUGAUCCUCACGCUGGCCAGAGCCACCCACAUUACAGAUUUCUUCACAGGCUCUGACUCCAUCCAAGGCACCUGGUGCAAAGACAUCCUGCAGACCAUCAUGACCUUCACCCCGCACAACUGGGCCUCACACACACUGUCCUGCUUCCCUGCUCCCCUGCAGGCGUUCUUCAAGCAGAACAACGUGCCCCAGGAGUCGCGCUUCAACCUGAAGAAGAACGUGGAGGAGGAGUACCGCAAGUGGAAGUCCAUGUCCAACGAGAACGACAUCAUCACCCACUUCUCCCUGCAGGGCUCGCCGCCCCUCUUCCUGUGUCUGCUGUGGAAGAUGCUGCUGGAGACGGACCACAUCAACCAGAUAGGCUUCAGGGACGGCAAACCCCAACUUAAGGUGCUGGAGCGGAUCGGGGCCCGCGCGCUGGUGGCCCACGUGCGCACGUUCGCGGACUUCCUGGUGUACGAGUUCUCCACGUCGGCGGGGGGCCAGCAGCUCAACAAGUGCAUCGAGAUCCUCAACGACAUGGUGUGGAAGUACAACAUCGUCACCCUGGACCGACUCAUCCUGUGUCUGGCGAUGCGCAGCCACGAGGGCAACGAGGCCCAGGUGUGCUACUUCAUCAUCCAGCUGCUGCUGCUGAAGCCCAACGACUUCCGGAACCGGGUCAACGACUUUGUCAAGGAGAACGCGCCGGAGCACUGGCUGCAGAACGACUGGCACAGCAAGCACAUGAGCUACCACAAGAAAUACCCUGAGAAGCUGUACUUCGAGGGUCUGGCCGACCAAGUGAACCCCCCCAUGCAGCACACGUCCCAGUACCUGCCCAUCUACUUCGGCAACGUGUGUCUGCGCUUCCUGCCCGUGUUCGACAUCGUCAUCCACCGCUUCCUGGAGCUCAUCCCUGUCUCCAAGUCCCUGGAGACCCUGCUGGACCACCUGGGGGGGCUGUACAAGUUCCACGACCGCCCGGUGACCUACUUGUACAACACGCUGCACUACUACGAGCGGCACCUGAGAGAGAGAACCAGCCUGAAGAGGAAGCUGGUGCACGCCAUCAUGUCUUCACUGAAGGACAACCGUACUCCGGGGUGGUGUCUCAGCGAGACCUACAUCAAGUUUGGAAUGAGCGCCCGAGAGGACAACGUGUGGAUCCCAGAUGACACUUACUACUGCAAGCUCAUUGGACGGCUGGUCGACACGAUGGCGGGCAAGUCCCCCGGUCCCUUCCCCAACUGUGACUGGAGGUUCAACGAGUUCCCCAACCCGGCCGCCCACGCCCUGCACGUCACCUGUGUGGAGCUGAUGGCGCUGACAGUGCCCGGCAAGGACGUAGGCAACGCCCUGCUCAACGUGGUGCUGAGGAGUCAGCCUCUGGUUCCCCGAGAGAACAUCACAGCCUGGAUGAACGCCAUCGGACUGGUGAUCACCGCCUUGCCUGAACCCUACUGGAUCGUCCUCCACGACCGCAUCGUCUCGGUGAUGGGCUCCCCCACGCUGACGACGGAGACGGCGUGGGCGGGCUGCCCCUUCGCUCUGCUGGACUUCACGGCCUGCCACCAGAGCUACAGCGAGAUGAACUGCAGCUACGUGCUGGCGCUGGCACACGCCGUCUGGCACCACUCGUCCAUCGGACAGCUCUCGCUCAUUCCCAAGUUUCUGUCAGAGACGCUGAAGCCCGUGGUCCAGACGGAGUUCCAGCUGCUGUAUGUGUACCACCUGGUGGGGCCCUUCCUGCAGCGCUUCCAACAGGAGAGGACGCGCUGCAUGCUGGAGAUUGGCGUGGCGUUCUACGAGAUGCUGCAGGCGGUGGAUCAACACAGUCAACACCUCCACUUCAUGGACCCCAUCUGUGACUUCCUCUAUCACAUCAAAUACAUGUACACGGGAGACAGCGUCAAGGAGCAGGUGGAGAAGAUCAUCAUGACUCUGCGUCCGGCCAUGAAGCUCCGCCUCCGCUUCAUCACCCACAGCAGCAAGAUCGAGACGUCUUCGGCUGCACCGCCCUCCUCCUCCUCCUCCUCCUCCACCACCACCACGUCCUCCGCCUCCGCCCAGCCUCCAACCUCCUCCAUCUCUGUCUCCUCCCCCUCAUCCACGCAGCACACUCCUAUGUCAGUAGGCUAGGGAGCGGUGGACACACGCGCACAGAGAAGGGGCGUUCUGUACAUAAAAUACACAAAUGUGCUCUCAAGCCACAAUCAUUUUUUACUGAAUUGUUUUUAGUUUUUCCAUCAUGACUGAAAUGAACAAACAAAAACAAAAUAGGAAAUUCUCCUUUGUUAAAUACAAAUAAAACGUCAGUAAAAGGUGGUCACCGUGACCAAAGCAAUUUGAAGUUGGAAUGUCUUAUAGACUCAUGCAUAUACUGUAGUCCUGGUGAAGUAGCCAAGUACUGGGUUUCUCAUCUUCAUGGAAUGGAAUGACGGAAUGAGAUCUAGUGAUCGAUCAUGACAUUGUGUCAGUGGCCUUAAUCAUUAAUUGCGUAUCAUGCAGCAAAUAUUCAGUAUCAUGAAUUCAUUGUUUUAAGUCCUUUUGUAAUAUGUUACAUUUCCAUAAGGUAUGCCUUCCGUACGCAAAAUAAAUUGAUUUUCGUAAUUUUGUAUGAGCUGUCCCGUGUCAUUGUACAACCAAUUUGUAGAUAAAUCAUUGACCUUUCAUAAUAAAAAUAAAUAUCAAUUCAUAGGCGUUUGGUCCUGAAGCUGU
Messenger RNA from Gadus chalcogrammus (walleye pollock), 4945 nucleotides. It is a transcript of the gene med23, whose product is annotated as mediator complex subunit 23. Lineage: Eukaryota; Metazoa; Chordata; Actinopteri; Gadiformes; Gadidae. The transcript has 32 exons. The coding region runs from base 152 to 4366 and encodes 1404 amino acids. Gene Ontology annotation, biological process: positive regulation of gene expression; regulation of transcription by RNA polymerase II. Gene Ontology annotation, cellular component: mediator complex; transcription regulator complex. The record is from RefSeq and is a predicted model, not a curated record.